Calypte anna (Anna's hummingbird) is the source of this 8576-nucleotide messenger RNA. It is a transcript of the gene SHROOM2, whose product is annotated as shroom family member 2. The record is from RefSeq and is a predicted model, not a curated record. Gene Ontology annotation, cellular component: apical junction complex; apical plasma membrane; adherens junction. Gene Ontology annotation, molecular function: actin filament binding. The transcript has 10 exons. Bases 42 to 5324 code for a protein of 1760 amino acids. Gene Ontology annotation, biological process: actin filament organization. NCBI's taxonomy places the organism in Eukaryota, Metazoa, Chordata, Aves, Apodiformes, Trochilidae.
GCCCCGGCCAGGACGGGCGCCGCUGGCGGCGCGGGGGCUCCAUGGAGGACGUGGGACUUCGGAGCGGUCGGGAGCGGCUGACCGGCGGCGACUCGCGUCUCGGCGCCGUCCUGGUGGAACCGGGGCCGGUGGUGGUGAUGUUGGAGCAGCGGGCAGCGGAGAGCUACAAGCUGGUGGAAGUGCUGCUGACCGGCGGGGCUCCCUGGGGCUUUACUCUGAAGGGCGGGCGAGAGCACGGGGAGCCCCUCAUCAUCACCAAGAUUGAAGAUGGGAGCAAAGCUGCAGCUGUGGACAAGUUGCUGGCAGGGGAUGAAAUUGUUGGUAUCAAUGAUGUGGGCCUCUCCGGGUUCCGACAAGAAGCAAUUUGUCUGGUGAAAGGUUCUCACAAGACACUGAAGCUUGUAGUAAAAAGGAGAAAUGACCUAGCCUGCAGGCCUCACUCCUGGCACGCAACCAAAUUUACAGAAAGUCAACCUGAGACAGCCACGUCACACUUUGCCUCCUCCAAUGCCUGCGCUUCCUGGCACUCGCGUUAUCAUGCAAGUUGUUCUUCUCACGACCUGUCAAACUCAUGGGAUCAGCCAAGUCUACACCGCACCUCUGAUCAAUUCAGCUCCUUGGGAAGUAUGGACAGCUGGGACCACACUCCACAAGUAGCCCAGUAUGGAAGACUUUCUUCUGCAAGGUCUAAUAGUAGCAUUGAUCAUCUGGGGAGCCAGAGCAAGCGGGAUUCAGCCUAUGGAUCUUUCUCCACCAGCUCUAGCACCCCUGACCACACUCUAUCCAAUGCAGACACUUCUUCGACAGAGAAUAUGCUAUACAAAGUGGGCCACUGGGAGACUACUAAGCAUGGAAAUAAGUCUGGCCAGUUCUUGAAUGACAACAGUGGAAUAGAGGAAAAACCUGGGUAUUUGCCAGUUCCCAUCCAAUACGAGAACAACAAAAGUCCUAGAAUAGAGGAACACUCUGAUGGCAAACUCAGUAGCUCUGGAAGAUCCAGUUUUGGACCUGUCUGGUAUGUUCCUGAUAAGAAGAAAUCUUCAUCUCCUCCUCCUCCCCCUCCACCUCUUCGUAGUGACAGCUUUGCUGCUACCAAAGGCCAUGAGAAAGCCCAUGGCCCCACGUACUCAGAGGCUGCCAGCACGCAGCACUUUACAGCCCUGAGCCGGUCUCAGCCCAGGAGUGACUGGAACCUGGAAACUGUGGAGCAGCAGCGGCGACCCUCUAGAGCGUGUGACAGGAGGGUCAGCAGCUCGAAUUAUAAAUCUGAUCUCAGUUCAGAGCACACUUUUUCUUCGUCUGGUGACAGGUACAACAGUAACACAGGAAGUGUGAACAAACUGCAGUCAUCCUUGUCCAGCACUGAUGUCAGGUUUGCACAGCCUGCUUACAGUUACCACCACCAGCACCAGUACAGUGAUGAAAGCACUUUUUUCCACAAUGCAAGAAUCCUAGCGGCGCCUAAAGAUCAGCAACAUUAUCUGUCCUAUGGUGGCAUUCAGGAGUUACCUACAGAUCAUUUUCAUGGCUACAGUCCAAACCAAGGCAGCCUGCUCAACACUUCCUCUUCUUCAAACAGUGCUGCUGAACAGAAGGUGGACAACACUGGACAGAGUCGCUAUUACUGCGUGACAGCAAAACAGCCUGCUCAGGGAAGCUCAAAGCCACUACAACUCAAGGAUGAUAGCUGGAAGGCUGCAGUGGGGGCUGAUGCGUUGCUUGGACCUCACGAAAAUCCCACAGCUGUCUCAGUGGCCCAAAAGCCAAAAUACUAUCUACCUCAACAAUCUGUUGAAUCCUCACUGAAAGAGUGUGAGAACAGUAGUCAUUACACAUUGGACAGAGAGGGGGAUGCUAGGUGUACUGUAGUAGAAGAAGCUAAAAAAACCAAUCAUACUGAAAAGUCUGGACAGAAAAAAAGCUUUGAGAGCACCUCUGAGGGAAGUGAACCUAGGUACAGGCAACAGGAGUAUGUAAAAGGCAGCGUUCUUAGAACUGAAAACGGAUCUGUUCAGAAAGAUUUUAGGUGGGGGAAAGAUGAGAGUAGCAAGAUUUCUCCUCAGAAGACCCCAAUGUUGCAUUCUUUAGCUCAGGAAGGAAAAAAACAGUCUGACAGCAGCCCAGAAGCAGUAACAGAGCGACAGGCCCCAUUUGACACCCACUUGUCUAAACAGGCACGGAGGAGCGAUCGUUUUGCAACAACCCUGAGAAAUGAGAUCCAAAUGAGAAGAGCAAAGCUGCAGAAAAGUAGAAGCACUGCUACAUUAGUAGGCUCGUCUGAAACAGAGGAGUGCAAUGAUGCCUGGAAGCCAGAUUCGACAGAAAAUGCCACCAGCUCCCCGGACACUAAUUUUACCAGCACCUACAAAGAUCACCUCAAGGAAGCACAGGCUCGGGUUCUGAGAGCGACGUCCUUCAAACGUCGGGACUUGGAGCCCAGCCCUGCUGAAUAUCUCCCCAGGUCACCCGAGCGGAAAACUGGUAGUUACAACUCCUCAUUAUUGGCAUUGGUUUCUGAAGAUGAGUCUGGGUUCCUUGAGGCUAUGCAGGCUAAACCAAACCCCACAGGGAGUGGCACUCAUCACGUUUCUCGCAUCGGAGCCAGGAAGAGGUUCACAACAGAGCAAAAGCUGAAGUCCUACUCUGAACCGGAGAAGAUGAAUGAGGUAGGGAUGUCAGAGGAUGAGUGCCAUGCUCAGUGCCAUCCAAACUCAUCUGAAGAAGCCCUGGGCUCAUUUGCGGACAGGUGGAAAUUUUUUGAAGAAACGAGUAAGCCUGCCUAUAGGAAACUGGCACAGAAACCAGCUCCCCAUGGUCUAUCUGAGGGACAGCCUGAGAGACCGGAUAGGAAAGCUCACGGUGGACAAGAGGGAGAUGAAUCAUGGUAUGAGAGAAGAGGUCGGGCAGCCUCUGUUGGACUUGAAGGUGGUUAUGCUUCAAAAGACUGCAUCCACCAGAGUAACAGCAGUAAGGCUGCUGACAGGAUUGUGAAACCUGAACUGCCGCAGCGCCUGGGAACCUUUGCAGAGUAUCAGGCAUCAUGGAAGGAGCAGCGAAAGCUGAUCGAGCCAAGGAGCUCGGGAAGGUACCAUUCAGCUGAUAACAUCCUUGAUGCAGGCCAUGAACAACAUGAGAAACCCCAGUACACUCAUGAGAGAUCUAGAUCAUCCCCUUCUACUGAUUUUUACAAACAGGAAGCCUCAGCUGAAGUAAGAAGGCAAGCAGAGGAUUUAAAGGAAGAUGGGGAGUCUAUUUUCUCUAAAGUUUCUAAUCUGGAUGAAAGGAACUGUGCUGUAAGGCAAGGGGACACAGGGGCCCUGAGGGAAAACCCACGGGAGAAGAGCAAUCAGCUGAACCAGAAUUUAGGCCACAAUUGGAAGGCAUCUGUCAGGCCUUUGCAUGCACGAGAGCCUACGGUUCUGCCUCAGGAGAGCCGGGGGAGGUCUGGGACGCUGCCCAGUGAUUACCGAUACUGUCAGGAAAACGCCAACGAGGACAACAAGGAUCGCAGCUCGCCUCAUCCCCCCUGCACUGAGCCACAGACCUUGAAUGGGAACCACUCCUCUCUCUCCAAAGGAGAAGAAAAACAUAGGGUAGAGCCAGUGCUGCUGAACAAGAAGCGUGGACCUGCUCCUCAGAGGCCGCCACCACCAAAAAGAGAUAAAUACAGGCAACUAGAUAAUUCUGCACCGUCGCUUGGCACCUCUGCUGAAUCUCUGCUGGCAGCACCCGGCAGGUCCUUUCCAUCCUCGUCCCCCAGCUCCGCUGAAGUAUUUGCCAGUCGCUCCUCUCUCUGUCAGAGUCCUGCAGCUUUCAAUGCCAAACUGAAGAGUGCUAAUCCACAGCAGCUCCAGCAAGCAUCAUCCACGGAGAAUGUUUGUCAGCACUUAGAAGAAAAAACGCACCUUAGGUCUGAGUCUGUAUUAUCUUCCAAGUAUCGUUAUCUUCAAAAACCUGGAAUGGAGACAUCAAGGUCCCCUUCUCCUCAGUUUGCACCACAGAAACUCACUGAUAAGCCUCCUGUGUCUGUACAGGAUGAAAAUCCAGCCAGAAUUGAAAGGGUUAUAGACAAUAACACUACAGUGAAAAUGGUUCCCAUCAAGAUAGUUCAUUCUGAGAGCAGUGCAGAGAAGGAGAGUCGGCAAAGUCUUGUCAGUACUAUGGAGCCUCCUGCUUUACCCAGUGGUUUGGAAAAGGACCAAAUCAAAACACUCAGCACUUCUGAGCAAUCCUACUCACGAUUCUGUGCUUACACCAGACAAGGUGUAGAGCCAGAGCCAGAAGCCAGAACCAAACCAGCUGACCCUCAACCAGCUGAAGAACCUGUGAGCAAUUCGAAGGACAACAGUGCUGCCGCACCAGCAGUCAGCUAUGUAAAGGCCAAAGAGAAGACCUUCGAAGACUGGAAGUCAGAGGAACUUGCCAGAGAGAUUGUGGGAAGAGAUAAAUCUCUAGCAGACAUUCUAGAUCCUAAUGUGAAAAUAAAAACAACAAUGGAUCUGAUGGUUGGAAUAUUCCCUAAAGAUGAACACCUCCUAGAAGAAGCUCAGCAGCGCAGGAAGCUCCUGCCAAAAGUUCCUUCGCCAAAAAUUUCAGAGGAGAAGAAAGAAGAGCAGAGCACACCGUCUGCCAUCUCCCUGACAACAAAUUCUACUUACUAUAGCACAUCUGCACCAAAGGCAGAGCUGCUGAUUAAAAUGAAAGACAUGCAGGAGCAGCAGCAACAGCAGCAGAGCGAGGAUGAUUCUGAAGAUGAGCUGGAUCAUGACUUGUCAGAAAAGAAGCAAGAACUUAUUGACAGUAUUAGUAGGAAGCUGCAGGUGCUGAGAGAAGCACGAGAGACACUUCUGGAAGACAUCCAAGCAAAUAAUAUACUGGGAGAGGAAGUAGAAGCCAUUGUGAAAGAAGUCUGCAAACCAAAUGAAUUUGACAAAUUCAAGAUGUUUAUUGGUGACCUUGACAAAGUGGUCAACCUCCUGCUGUCACUAUCAGGUCGUCUGGCCCGGGUAGAAAAUGCCCUUAAUAACCUGGAUGAAAAUACCUCUCCAGAAGAACGGCGGACAUUGGUAGAGAAGCAGAAGCUGCUGACCCAGCAACAUGAAGAUGCAAAAGAACUGAAGGAAAACCUGGAUCGCCGGGAGCGCAUUGUCUUCGACAUCUUGGCGAACUACUUGAGUGAGGAGAACUUGGCAGACUAUGAGCACUUUGUAAAAAUGAAGUCAGCCCUCAUCAUUGAGCAGCGAGAGCUGGAGGACAAGAUCAAGCUGGGGGAAGAGCAGCUGAAGUGUCUGACCGAUAGCCUCCAACCUGAACGGCUUAAAUAAGGGGACUGAGUGUGACCCAGGAUGUGAAAAAUGGGAAAGAAGGAAGGGAUGGAGGAGUUACCAAGCCUAUCAGCAAGUAUCUUGGCUUGUCUGAGUGCCCAGUAGAGAAACAGGUGUACAGGAAAAAAGCAGCUCUCACAACAGCAAUAACGCUCUCUUUCAUUUUUUGAGAUGAUGUAUUUAAUUUUUUAGAACACAUUUUUAUUGCUGGACAUCACAGCUGUUUUUCAUUGCUUAACUUACAGAAAACUCCACAGAAAAGGAUAGACUUUUAACCUUUCUCUUAGUAAGUUGGAAGUCUGUGGCAGUUGUGCAUGCAAGCAUUUUUUAGAAUAGGUUGUAUACUUUCGUUGUGUUCAGAUGCUGUACAGACUGCUGGGAAACCCAACAGCAGUUUAUGAAUGCACACAAAUUUAGAAGCUCUAAAUUUAGUGGCUUUUUAUUUUUUUUAAAGACACAUUAAAUAGGGGAAGUGUGCAUCUUAUAGCUAAUAUAUUCAGAUUGCUGAAAUGUAGUGUCACUCUGAUCCUGUGGCAUCAGACGCUUUUUUGUAAUAUUGUAUAUAGGAUGGCACUUUCCCCUUGCAGAAAAUAACUUUACACUCAGUCUCAGUUACAUGCUACUUAAACCAGCUUGCAAAUCACCUAGUGGCCACGUUGCUGAAGAUUUUUUUUUAAAUUAUUUUGCAAGAUGUUGUACACCUUCUUACUGCAAUGCAAGCAGUUGUCUUUACCAAGUUGUACUUGAUUUACGAAAACUGGCUGGAAAUACUGUGCUGAUUCUGUUCAAAACAUUUCUCAUCUAAAUUAUUUAGAUAGCUUGUUUGCUCUUUCUUGUGCUUUUUAUGCAUGUUUUCAUUCUUCCUCUCCCCAAACCACUACACUUCAUGAAAAUAAAUGUAGGCUAAGGACACUGUUUCUAUAUGUCUUCUGAUUGCUCAAGAUUGUGAUGAUUUUAUAUAGAUGGUUGUUAUACUUCAGCUGACCUACGUAAUCCUGUUCAUUGUUUCCUCUCCCUCAGAUUACCAAAUGCAAUAAAAACAACUUCUGCCUUGUAAAUACUGUGCAUUACUCAGAGCAGCUCUGCUUUGUAACUGUGAAAUUAAGUGGGUUUUGUUUCUUUGUUUUUUCCAUUAAACGAGGAUAAACAAGAGGAUGCUAAUUCACAGUGUCAGAUUACUGGUUGUGUUCUAGUAACACUGCCAUUGACUUGUUAGAGAUUAUUUCCAGUAGCUCUAAACCAAGCUGCUAUUCAUAUUUUUAGUGUAGGAAAAGGUUAUGUUGACUUGCUUAGAUACCUACACAGAAAUUCUGGAGUGUCUAAAGCUCAAGUUCUCUGUUAGGAUAAAGUUUUGCAGGCAAAGGAAAGUCUUGGAUGGCUUUGUAUAUAUGACAUUUGCAUUGUAGUAUAGACAAACAGGUUGCCCAAUAAGGAGCCAUUUUUUUUUGAGGUGAGUGUGAAUGCCAGUCUAUAGCUAAGCAGGUUAAAAAUAGGAGUAGUUAGGUGUUGGAAAGAGAAAAUAAUUCUUCGUCACUCUUCCUGCAGUGACAGCAUUCACAGAAGGUUUUCUGUCCUUCUUGCCUGAAUCCCCUCUUUUGUGCUGAGAGAACUGGAGAGGUGCUUACAAGCAAAUUCCUUGGAGCUGGGGAGCUGGGUAGCAGAAGUCCCUGAUCCUUUACAAACAGAUGCAGAUGUUAAAAGGACUGGCUCCCCUUAUAGUGCACUACCUUCUAUACCUGGACCAAAUAUUUCAUGAAAUUAUUAUGAUGUGUAUCAGCUGAGGUAAACUAGAACUCCCAUUUUGCAAGACCUACAGCUGACCUUAGUUUCUUCCUCCUAGUUCAGAAAUGUAGUCUCUGGCAUCUCACAGUUAUUUGCUGCUAUGUUCCUAGGACAACUUACCCCUCUGUCCUUAAACUCAUCCCUUAAACUCAUCCCUUAACCGUAACAAACCCAAAACUAAACAAUUCCCAAAUAAAUUAUGCUUGUCUCUUUUAGCUUGGAGAAAAGUGUGCAUUGUUUUAUCUGUGGCAUUUUAAAAAUUUUACAUAUUGUGGUUACUCUGAAAUGUGUAUGUGAAAUGUGAAUAAUAAUAUAAUUACAAUGUGUCUGUAUACAGUACUUUGAUUUAGGUCUUUCUGCUAGAAGGUAGCAAUAUCAUGAAUGCUAUAUAUAUAUAUAUAUAUAUAUAUUACCCUUUUCACAGAACAGUUGCAUAGACACCUUUCCUGUGUUAGAUUUUUUUUUUCAGAUUGUGUUGAAAAUAUAUCACCCUGGGAACCUGAAGAUGCUGGCCUCCCAGUGUUAUAUAUAAAUUUGUAAAUAACUAUACUGUUGCUUUUUGAAAAAAUCUGGUGCUAUUGUUUUGCCUUUGGCAUCCUGGGGCUGGCUGUUUCUUCACCUUAUGUUCUCAAUUCUAGAUCUCGUUUGUAUAGUGAAAAAUUUCCACUGUGUUUCUCCAACUGUUUGGAUCCUCCAGCCCAGAGUGAAAAUGUACAGUUUUCCUGCCUGCCACUUAUCACUUACCUACUGAAAAAUGGCAUUGCUUGACUUUGAGAAAAUAAACUGUAUAUUGCAAUGUAGAGUUAGUUUUGGUGUGCAGUUUUAACUCUCAAAACCUGCUGGUUUUCUGUGCCAUUUUGGGAUGCUCCUCAGCAGUGCCUGUAGCUUUUCAAGGCCAGGCCAGUUACCUGAUGGUCUGAAGUAGCUUGGUGUCUUUGCACAGGUUAUUUAACCUGUUGACUUAAUUGAUCAUUCUCAAGUUCCCAGGGUAAGUAACAGAAAUGUGUUUACAUUGAUUCAGCAAUUCAAGUGUGUGAGUACAGGAGAGCAGAAAGGAGGAUGGGUUACCAGGUGGAUAAAAUAAAUCAGUUUCUUGUGACCUAGGAAGUUUGUACUGGAGAUGAGGCCAAGAUUUUCCUACUUUGGCAAUUACACUACUUAGGCUUCACCUUCAUCCUGUGUUUAGAAUGAUCUUUCAAACAGAAAUAUAUAAAGUCACUGGUUCUUGAGAUAUUUCCCAAGGACAGAUCACUGUGAACUUUCCAUCUCCAGCAGACUUCCACAAAAAUUGUUGGAUUUCAGUAUAAUGGAGGUUCUCAGAUUAACCGCAGAGUAUUCCGACUUACUGGGGAAAAAGUGUCAAGUGUGCACAAAUUCAUUACAGAGGUGGCCACAGAUAUGUUUUAUGGCUUAAUUGUCUGUGAAGCUCUUUAUCAUAGAAAACUCUCUGGGAAAUAAAAGCUGGGGAAG